AAGCUCGGAAACUCUGGGUCCUGACUCGGAUUAAGUGGAACUGACACAUUUUUCUUUGUUCUUUUUUCUGGUCUUUCAGAGCUGAUAUUGCACUGAUUGGACUGGCUGUCAUGGGCCAGAACUUGAUUUUGAACAUGAAUGACCACGGCUUUGUGGUCUGUGCUUUUAAUAGGACGGUCUCCAAAGUUGAUGACUUCUUGGCCAAUGAGGCGAAGGGAACCAAGGUGGUUGGUGCUCACUCCUUGGAGGAAAUGGUCUCGAAGCUGAAGAAGCCUCGGCGGGUCAUACUGCUUGUGAAGGCUGGUCAGGCUGUUGACGAUUUCGUUGAAAAGUUGGUUCCAUUGUUGGACACCGGCGACAUCAUCAUUGAUGGAGGAAAUUCUGAAUACAGGGAUACCACAAGACGAUGUCGAGACCUCAAGGCCAAGGGAAUCCUGUUUGUGGGGAGCGGAGUUAGUGGUGGAGAGGACGGGGCCCGGUAUGGCCCAUCCCUUAUGCCAGGAGGGAACAAGGAAGCCUGGCCCCACAUCAAGACAAUCUUCCAGGGCAUCGCUGCGAAAGUGGGGACUGGAGAACCCUGCUGUGACUGGGUGGGAGACGAGGGAGCAGGACACUUUGUGAAGAUGGUGCACAAUGGGAUAGAGUAUGGCGACAUGCAGCUCAUCUGUGAGGCUUAUCACCUGAUGAAAGACGUUCUGGGCAUGGAGCAUAAUGAGAUGGCGAAGGCAUUUGAGGAAUGGAAUAAGACGGAGCUGGACUCGUUCCUGAUCGAAAUCACAGCCAACAUUCUCAAGUUCCAAGACAGCGAUGGCACACACCUGCUGCCGAAAAUCAGGGACAGCGCGGGGCAGAAGGGCACCGGGAAGUGGACCGCCAUCUCGGCCCUGGAGUACGGCAUGCCCGUCACCCUCAUCGGAGAAGCGGUCUUUGCUCGAUGUUUAUCAUCUCUGAAGGACGAGAGGAUUCAAGCUAGCAAAAAGCUGAAGGGUCCUCAGAAGAUCCAGUUUAAAGGUGAUAAGAAAUCAUUUCUGGAGGACAUUCGAAAGGCCCUCUAUGCUUCCAAGAUCAUCUCUUACGCUCAAGGCUUCAUGCUGCUAAGACAGGCGGCCACUGAAUUUGGCUGGACCCUCAACUAUGGUGGCAUCGCCUUGAUGUGGAGGGGAGGCUGCAUCAUCAGGAGCGUGUUCCUAGGAAAGAUCAAAGAUGCGUUUGAUCGAAACCCAGAACUUCAGAACCUGCUCCUGGAUGACUUCUUUAAAUCAGCCGUCGAAAAUUGCCAGGAGUCCUGGCGGCGGGCAGUCAGCACGGGCGUCCAGGCGGGCAUCCCCAUGCCCUGCUUCACCACCGCGCUUUCUUUCUACGACGGGUACCGACACGAGAUGCUGCCAGCCAACCUGAUCCAGGCUCAGCGGGACUACUUUGGGGCUCACACCUAUGAACUCUUAGCCAAACCGGGGAAGUUCAUCCACACUAACUGGACAGGCCAUGGCGGCAGCGUGUCAUCCUCUUCAUACAACGCCUAGAUCAGAGCCGUCGUGUUACGCACCACGAUUCCACAGACAAGGACAUUCCGUUUGCCACACAGCACUGCUUACAUGGCCCUUUGCCCUACUUUCUGCUCAGAUCUUUUCAAAUAAAGUGUCAUAAGAGACUCCAAAAAAAGCCAGCCCGAGCUUACUUGUGAAGUAGUUCUCUGCCCUUGCCUCUUGGGACUGACCAGGAAUUGGCCAUGUGCGAUAGCACACACCAGCUCCUUGAAGCAGCUACUUUCCACGUGUCCCCUGUGAUGUCCCCGGUGGAUUAGGGAGGCAGUAGGGAGGCAGUCUGUUUGCCCUGAUGGAGGCAGCAGCUCUUAUCACACAGAAGGGAGGGUAUUUUUGGAAUCUGAUCACUGGAAACUUUGUAUCAUGCAGCUGAAUUCUCUUUCUCCUCUAAUCAAUAAAAGCUACCUUAUAUUUAUGCUUUUCCUCCGACUGUUAAAUACUCUCACCUCAGUCACACGGAGUCGUUAUCCACUGGCAGAAAGCUUUGCAACCACUUUCAUUACAUUUGAAUCAGUUUGUUUCCUUCUAGCCUUAAUUUUUCCCUCUUUAUUUUCUUUCUAAAAGAGACUCAAGAAUAAUACAAGAACGAGGAGGCAGGGAGUGAGUGGACAGGGGACUUGAAUGUGUCGGUUAUUUUUUUUCUGAAGUUGGGCAAUGGGUAGACGGAUGCUCAUUGUAACGUGUGCUUUUUUGUAUUUCAAAUAUUUCAUAAUAAACAUUUUAGAGAAUUACAUUUUAAACGA
Messenger RNA from Pteropus alecto (black flying fox), 2287 nucleotides. It is a transcript of the gene PGD, whose product is annotated as phosphogluconate dehydrogenase. Gene Ontology annotation, molecular function: NADP binding; phosphogluconate dehydrogenase (decarboxylating) activity. Gene Ontology annotation, cellular component: cytosol. The transcript has 12 exons. Lineage: Eukaryota; Metazoa; Chordata; Mammalia; Chiroptera; Pteropodidae. Gene Ontology annotation, biological process: pentose-phosphate shunt; pentose-phosphate shunt, oxidative branch. The coding region runs from base 111 to 1523 and encodes 470 amino acids. The record is from RefSeq and is a predicted model, not a curated record.